AUGCUCGCUCGUCUCUUCGCUCUGGGCUUCCUCGGGUCUCUCGGCGGCUUUCUCCUCUUCAUCGGGUUGUCUUGCCUGCCAGCGUCGGAAGCGAUGGCCUUGUAUGCCACGUCACCUUUUUGGGCGAUGCUCAUCGACUGGCUGAACUUGAGGGACCGGGUGAAGAAAGUCUCUCUUGCUGCUCUUGUCUGCUGCUUCCUCGGAAUCUGCUUCCUCGCGCAGCAGCCCUCUCCGACGAGUGAUGCAGCUGGAGAGGAGCUGGUGGUGAGCAGAGGUGAAGCUGCUCUCCUCACUCUCGCAUCCGCUUUACUCGUUGGCUUCAUCGCUCCGACGAUCCGCAGCAUCGCAGCAGACAUUUCAGCGCCGUCCCUCGUAUUCUGGUUGGGCCUGCCUGGCAUCCUCUUCCUCCUCCUCCUCCAACUCGUUCUCAAUGAGAAGGUUGAGCUGCUGCUCUCCUUCACAACACAAGUUCUUCUCGGGCCUCGGGUCAGCUGGCAACUGAUAUUCAUGUCUCACUUCGACGGAUGUCAGGAGGCUUGUCUGGUCAUCGUUGUUGUAAGUUCCUUCAGCAGCCAACUUACUUUGAGUAGAAGUUCUUGGCAGCGCGAAAACUCAGCAGUGGUCAUUAUGCUUCACAUGUCUCUUCUAGUUUCCUUCCAAUGGAUAUACGAGGAGCUCAACUACAAGGCCCAGGCAGGGCCCGAGCAGAAGCUAGGCCUCAUGCUGAUUCUCCUCGCCAACGCGACGCUGGUAGCUGAGAGACUUUCUUCUCCGCUAGAGUCGCUUCCGCCCUCGGAUCCCUCUCAACGUCCGUUGCUCGAGGACGCGUGCGAAGGAGAGUAUGAGGAUGUGGAGAGCUUGUAG
Guillardia theta CCMP2712 is the source of this 864-nucleotide messenger RNA. RefSeq lists its product as hypothetical. The transcript has 7 exons. Bases 1 to 864 code for a protein of 287 amino acids. Gene Ontology annotation, cellular component: membrane. NCBI's taxonomy places the organism in Eukaryota, Cryptophyceae, Pyrenomonadales, Geminigeraceae. The record is from RefSeq and is a predicted model, not a curated record.